CCAAUUAUCUAUUGUUAUGAUUAUCUUGGUUGCUAUGACAGAACCACGAGGUCUGGGUCUCUCUGGGACGGAAGGAUGUCUCAGGGCUCUGGUGCGCAGGCCAUCAAGGCUUUUCUUCCCGAGCCGCAGGAGAAACUGCGGGCCACUUCUUGGGACAGUCAGCAAGCAGAGCAACGUGGAGAAACAGGUGGGGGCUUUGUGAGAGGGUGUGGGGACAUGGCUGCCGAACUGAGAAGCUGGAAGGAGGCAGCAGAGGGGCCCCUCUUGGGCCGGAGAGCCCCCCCCCUUCUUCUGUUACAUUAGCCCCUUUGGACAGGUAGGUGCCUGCUCUGGACCCUCUGGUGACUGCAUCCAGCUUUCCUCUGGGAACCACCAUGCUGUGACUCCAAGUCCCCAAAGACCCUCUGAAACUGCCCCCAUGCCUCAGCUUCCAGAGGGCACAGGUGACCCAGGCCCAGCCAGCCCACUGAUCGCAGGGAUGGGUUUGGGCAGGUGCAAGGUCCAGGCUAGGUCGACCAACAUCAGCGUCCGACCUCUGCUUCAAGUAACAGGAAGGAGACUCUUCCUUUUCCCCGAGGUGGCUACGCUGGCCAACCUGAGCCUUGGGCCCUGGGGGACAUCUUUCCACCACGUGUGGAGAGCCUGCCCGCAAACCAAACGGAAAGACGGCUACAGAGCAGAGAGAAAGAAAGGGGUGUGCCUCUGACAUCACAGUUCAGGCCUGCGGACCCAGCCAGACCCGAGGCCGGGACCUCUCCGGGACUGGUUUCAGGGACCAGUAAACCAAGUCCUCUGCUGAACUGCUUGCAAACCAAGUGGUCCUCUGUACUUCGCCCCAGCACUCAGAUGCCCCACCCCCACCCCUCCAGGGGCUUUCCGAGAGACCCGGAUAUUGGGGUUGGCCCACAACUGCACCGCGCCUGUGUCUGUACACCGCCCUCCCCACCGCGCCCCCACCGCACCUAGGGAGGAAGCCGACGUCAGGCCCCUCGUUCUGGGGCCACGGUGAGGGCCUGGUUGGAGAAGCGCUGCACGCUCAGUCCAGCCUCGGGCUGAUACGGAGAGAGAUGGCGUGGCCACCAAAGCUACCGAGUAGAGUCCCGGCGUCCUGGCGUGGCUGGGCCCUGUGUGUCUGGCUGCUGCGCUCUGUCUCAGGUGCCUCAGAAGUCCUCCAGCCCUCUCUGUUCCAGCCUCGGUCUUCUGUGGUGAGUGGACGAGGCAACCCACAGAUCUGGUGUGUGGUGCAGGGAAGCCCUGCCAGGGCUCAUGUCUUAUCUUGGUACCAGCAGUUGAAGGGGAGUGGCCCCACCUUCCUGCUGAGUCAGCGAGAAGGGGAUCCCCCCACCUAUGGUUUUGGUGUGAAUCCUCGCUUUCUGGCAGAGAUGGACCCAGCCCAGAAUGCUGCGCUCCUGACCGUGGGCAAUGCCAGCCCUGCUGAUGAGGGCACCUACUACUGUGCCAUAUGGUUUUCAGGCCAGUAUGUCUUUGGAGAAGGUACCCGACUGCUCUAUCAGGCUAAGAGGCAACCCCUGGCUCUGCAGCCACCUGAGCUGAGCCUGUUCAUCCCAGCCUACGGCCCUCCCUUCCAUGUACUUUGUGUGGCCCUAGGACAUAACCCUGACCCUCUGAGGGUGUCCUGGGUCCUGGAAGGCCAAUACCAGGAGGAAGAGGACUCCACUGGGGGAGCUGGGGAUCCCAUGGUCAGCUGGCUGCAGCUGCCUCAGGAGGUGGCAGGAAUGUCUGUGACUUGCCGAGGCUUGCACCAGAGUGGAGCCUUAGAAGUCGUGCUGCCCCUGCCCUGGGGCCGAGGGCACAGGAGAACGCUGGAAGUGGAGAAUGCGAACAAGAGUGGACACAUUCUUCUAGUGGAGCUGGAGCAGAUCCUCAAUGCCACCACCUACUGCUACCUGGGACUGCUGGGCGCAUCUCUCAUCUACGGCCUCAUCCUGGCCGCUCUCUGGAGGAAUCGCUGUUGUUGGACCCACGCUACGGAGCCACUCCCCAGAGGGGGUCAAGGAGCGGCCCCCGGUUCCAGGGCACAGGUGGGCAGGAGGUGCACUCCUGCCGCGGCCCCGGAGCACAAGUGGCCGAGCCCCAGGGGCUUCCACGUCCUCCGAGGGGCUGCCCAUGCCCCGGACCCUCCCUCCUUGCUCCGGCCGGCUUCCUCCUAGUCUGCUGCCUUUCGUUACCCAUCGGGUCCCCCUUUCUCUCUCAGGCUGUCCAAAUUUCUCCAUAAAUACAGGGAAUUUGAGAAGUUA
Molecule: messenger RNA, 2258 nt
Organism: Neofelis nebulosa (Clouded leopard)
Lineage: Eukaryota; Metazoa; Chordata; Mammalia; Carnivora; Felidae
Product: immunoglobulin alpha-2 heavy chain-like
Exons: 5
Coding region: 1068-2171 (367 amino acids)
Biological process (GO): response to bacterium
Source: RefSeq, a predicted model, not a curated record